AUGGGUCCAGUCGAUUUCCCGUCCUACCAAAUAUCAACAGACGUGGAUCAAAAUACUUCAGCCGGGGAAUCUGUUAGAUCAAAGGAUCAAAACUUACCCGAUUUAUCGGGUAACGAUUCUGAAAUUGUUGCCGAAGAACUUCCUCAAGUCGCUCCAAGUCCACACGCUGAUAUUCCAAAUGGAGGAAUUGUCGCAUGGCUUCAAGUUGUUGGGAUAAAUAUGUUUGGUGCAUUCCAAACUUUUUAUGAAAGUGAUUUACUAUCUCACGAGUCACCAUCUAAUGUUUCAUGGAUUGGCUCCAUUCAAGCUUUUUUGCUUUUACUUGUGGGAGUUAUUACUGGACCUCUCUUCGAUGCUGGACUUUUUCGUCCACUUCUAUCUACUGGAACAUUUCUAGUUGUUUUCGGUAUGAUGAUGACAUCUAUCUCUAAAACCUACUGGGAAAUCAUACUUGCCCAAGCAGUAUGCAUGGGAAUUGGACUGGGAUGUCUUUUUGUUCCCAGCGUCGCAAUUGUUUCUACUUAUUUUUCGACACGGAAAGCUUUUGCGACUGGAAUUGCUGCUAGUGGAAGCUCCCUUGGUGGUGUAAUCUACCCAAUUAUUUUCCAUAACCUUCAACCUAAGAUAGGCUUUGGCUGGACGACAAGAGCCCUUGGAUUCAUUUUUCUCGCCACCCUCACAAUAUCCAUGAGUAUAAUGAAGAUGCGUAUUAAGCCUUCGCAGAAACGAAAGUUAAUAGACCUGGCGGCAUUCAAAGAACCACCAUACAUCCUUUUUACCAUGGGUCUUUUUUUCGGAUUCAUGGGUCUCAAUAUCCCCUUCUACUACAUUUCAUCAUACGCCAUAGAUGAAAAAAUCAUGUCCUCCAACUCGGCAUUUUAUAUGUUAAGUACCAUCAAUGCGGCAUCUAUCUUCGGUCGAAUUAUCCCCAACUACUUCGCAGAUAAGUUUGGACCCUUAAAUAUCAUCAUACCAGGAACACUCAUCGCGAGUGUGGUAGCUUUUAGUUGGACAGGUAUUGACUCUGUUGGCGGUCUCGUUGUAUUUGCUAUCCUUUAUGGAUUCUCAACAGGAUGUUUCGUGUCAAUUCCUCCCACCGUUAUUGUAUCUUUGAGUCCACAUUUAGGGGUAGUAGGCACUAGAAUGGGCAUGACGUUUGCGAUUGGUGGAUUAGGGCUUUUGAUUGGAACACCAGUUGCUGGACAGAUACUUUCGAAUUCAGGAUAUGUUUCUACUAUUGCAUUUUGCGGAGCCUUGCUUCUUGCUACUGUGGCUUGCUUUGUUGCAGCUAGGCUGUGCAAAACUGGAAUCUAUGUUAAGAAGUUUGCAUGA
Molecule: messenger RNA, 1332 nt
Organism: Sclerotinia sclerotiorum 1980 UF-70
Lineage: Eukaryota; Fungi; Ascomycota; Leotiomycetes; Helotiales; Sclerotiniaceae
Exons: 4
Coding region: 1-1332 (443 amino acids)
Biological process (GO): transmembrane transport
Cellular component (GO): fungal-type vacuole membrane
Molecular function (GO): transmembrane transporter activity
Source: RefSeq, a predicted model, not a curated record